AAACGCGGCAUACUUUCUGGCCCCGACCGUACGUAUCGUGGGGUGGAAAAUUAUUCACUCAUGAGAGAGCGUCUAGCUGACUAACCCGGAACAAAGUCUGACCCCAGAUGCGCCCUCACAUAACAGAGCACUGACUGCAGUCACAAGGCGUCCUAUGUUUACCCUGGUUUAAAUGAAGACUGAACUACGCAUUUUGACAUGGACAAGGAAUACCAUGCAUUUCUCUGCUUCAACGGCGCCGAUGAGGAGUUUGUGGAUAAGCUGAGGGAGUACCUGGAGUCUCCUAAUAUUGGACUGAAAUGUGUGGACCACAGGAGAGACUUUCAUGCAGGAAAGCCAGUGGUGAAAAACAUAGAGGAAUUUAUUGCCAGGUCCCGCAAAUGUGUUCUCAUCAUGACUCCAGACUUUGUGACGAGUGAGUGGUGUGCGUUUGAGACUGACAUAAUGGUCAACAUGUCUGUUGAGGAAACACGGGAAAACAUCAUCCCAGUCUUGGUGAAGCCUUGCAACAUUCCCAAAGGUGUGAGAACAUUGACAUACAUUGAUGUGCGUCAGUCCCAGAGAUGGAGGGAGAGGCUCGUGGAUGCCAUCAGGAGGACAAGUAAAACAGUUCCUUGCACUGACAGAUCAACGCCCGAAACCGAGGUGGGAGAGCCGGACAUGGAGGACACGGUGCGAACAGCAAGGGAUGAGAAGCAAAUGUACUUACAAUGUGUUCAAGACUAUAAACAGGACAAACGAAAGUUAGAAUUAGAAGGGAAAUCUUUGGAGACUGAAGUAAACAAUGCAUUCACACUUAUUUCAAAACAGUUAUUUGACCAGUUAGAAAAGCAAAAGGCGAAAAGGUUAGAGGAAAUUCGCACACAAAUAGCCAACCGACAAACAACUCUUCUCCAACAGAGGAAUACUGCUGAUGAUAUAGUUCGUUUGAUGGAGGCUGAUUUUAAGAAUAACACCCAAAAUCUGAAACAUUUCAUUGGUAAGCUUGAUGACUAUGCAUCAUUAUUGAAAGAACAACGGGGUGGGUCCUACUAUGGAUUUGUAGACUAUGGCAGUCAGGUGGAGAAGAUAAAUGAGCUGAUGUCUACUGUGGGACACCUGAGGGAGACUGACAUCACACAGCUCAGAUCACAGGAGGACAAGGACAACUUCCUAAAGGAAAUGCAUCCAUCACUGGCAAUACUACCUCAAGCAACAGAGAUCAACAUCCACAGUAUUGUCAGAUGUCCUUACUUCCAGUAUGAUGCCAAGACUGUUUCGGAAGACUGCCGUAUCCUGCCUGACGGAAGUCUGUCUAACCAACCUCCUCUUCAGCCUCACUCACCAUCUGACACCAGACUCAAGACGUACAGAGGAGCUGCGGGGACGCGGACACUGACGGCAGGAGGCGUGUACUACUGGGAGAACAAGCUGGACGUAGACCUGGAGAAGGAACUGGACGGGCGGGAUUCGGUGUUUGAGGUGGCUCUCUCUAGAGAUGGCGUAUUUGAUGACAGCCAUGAAGGACACGCUGCCGGUAGUGUUGUCAGCAUCCGUGCAUAUCGAUGUGUUCGUCACCAAGGUGUUUGUCUUUCUACAGCCAGGUAUGCAUCACUCGUAUAUCACGGGUUCCUGACACAGAACCGACGUGGGAAGUGGCCGGCCAUUGAACUAGGGUUUCUACUGGACACCGUCAGACAGAGGCUGACCGUUUAUGACGUCACAAAGAAGUGGGAGAUAACCAGUGUGGAGGGGAACGGGGACGUGGAAGAGUUCACUCCUCAGUUCGCUGUGUAUGCCCCUAAGAAUGGAUCAGUGAAGUUGUCAGUGAUCACUGGCAUAGGUUUACAUGUGUCAGAUGAAACAAGCAAAAGGUUGAUGAAGGACAUCGAGAAAUUAAAUCAAUGAUGGCUGACACUGCUCCUCAACACACACACACACACACACAAAUACACACACACCACACACACAACAAAUACACACACCACACACACACCACACACACACCACACACACACACACACA
This is a messenger RNA of Haliotis rufescens (red abalone), 2004 nucleotides long. RefSeq lists its product as uncharacterized. Bases 199 to 1887 code for a protein of 562 amino acids. NCBI's taxonomy places the organism in Eukaryota, Metazoa, Mollusca, Gastropoda, Lepetellida, Haliotidae. The transcript is spliced from 6 exons. Gene Ontology annotation, biological process: signal transduction. The record is from RefSeq and is a predicted model, not a curated record.